Messenger RNA from Pelobates fuscus (common spadefoot toad), 2114 nucleotides. RefSeq names its product cholesterol 24-hydroxylase-like. The record is from RefSeq and is a predicted model, not a curated record. The coding region runs from base 78 to 1589 and encodes 503 amino acids. NCBI's taxonomy places the organism in Eukaryota, Metazoa, Chordata, Amphibia, Anura, Pelobatidae. Gene Ontology annotation, molecular function: iron ion binding; cholesterol 24-hydroxylase activity; heme binding. Gene Ontology annotation, biological process: cholesterol catabolic process. The transcript has 15 exons.
CCAGUAACCAAACUCUGGCUAUCUGCCUGUGUACAUUGCUCUAUUGACUUCUAUAGCUGGCUCAGAAUACUCUGAUCAUGGGGCUUUGGGUUCUCCUUACCUGGGCUUCCCUCCUUCUCCUGAGCCUGGCUGUGAUCUGCUUCUUGCUCUAUUGUGGAUACAUCCAACAUGUUCAUAUGAAGUCUGACCACAUCCCAGGACCACCGAGAGACAGUUUUCUCUUCGGACAUUCAUCUACAAUAAUGAAAAUUGCACAGAAUGAAAAUGAAAUUCUCUAUGACCAGUUUUUAGAAUGGGUAAAACGUUAUGGCCCAGUAAUUCGGAUUAAUAUAUUGCACAAUGUGAUUAUCCUGGCUGUAAGCCCAGAAGCAGUAAAGGAAUGCUUAAUGUCCCCAAAAUAUCAAAAAGAUUGGUUCUAUGACCGUAUGGCAAGUAUGUUUGGUGUAAGAUUCCUGGGAAAGGGUUUACUCUCAGAUCGGAAUUAUGAUCACUGGCAUCAACAAAGGAGGGUGAUUGAUCCAGCAUUCAGCAAACUUUACCUGAUUGGAUUGAUGGCACCUUUUAACGAAAAUGCAGAGCACCUUACGCAAGUAUUGUUAGAAAAAGCAGAUGGUAAACAAGUGGUUAAAAUGCAUGAUCUGAUGAACAGAUUGACACUGGAUAUCAUCGCCAAGGUGGCUUUUGCAAUGGAUUUAAACUGCCUGGAGGACGAAGAAACACCAUUUCCCAAAGCAAUCUCGCUAGUUAUGAGAGGUAUGGUGGAAUCACGCAACCCUGCAGCAAAGUUUUUGCUGGGAAAGCAAGCAAUUAUUCGAGAAGUCACGGAAAGUAUCCGAUUCCUCCGGGAAACUGGGAAAAAAUGUAUAGAAAAACGACGGAGAGCUAUAGAAGAGGGAGAUGAUGUGCCGGACGAUAUCCUGACCCAGAUCUUCAAAGGGGCAGCUCUGGAAAAAGAUUUUGAUCCUGAGACAUUAGUCGACAAUUUUAUCACAUUUUUUAUUGCAGGCCAAGAAACCACAGCUAACCAGCUCUCGUUUACAGUUAUGGAGCUGGCUCGGAAUCCACCAAUAUUGGAAAAAGCCCAGGCUGAAGUCGAUGAAGUUAUUGGAGCAAAAAGAGAUCUCGAUUAUGGAGACCUCGGAAAACUAACGUACCUGUCCCAGGUGCUGAAGGAGACAUUGAGAUUAUACCCACCGGCUCCAGGAACGUCUCGAGAGCUGCCUGAAGACCUCAUGAUACAAGGAUUAAAGAUUCCACGUAAAGCAACUAUAUUUUUGAAUUCCUAUAUAAUGGCAAGGAUGGAGGAAUAUUUUGAUGACCCUUUCACUUUCAAUCCUGAUAGAUUCAGCCCUGAUGCCCCCAAGCCGAACUUCACAUAUUUCCCAUUUUCUCUGGGUCCACGAUCCUGCAUCGGACGGGUAUUUUCACAGAUGGAAGCGAAAGUGGUGAUGGCUAAACUCUUGCAAAGAUUUGAUAUCAAACUGGUGGAAGGACAGAGUUUUAAGAUACUAGACACCGGAACUCUCCGACCCCUUGAUGGAGUGAUUUGUACGCUGAGACAACGGACAACGAAGAGGGCACUGGCAUAGAGAAUUAAAAUUUUCUUGUAUCUUGCUGACUGACCAUAUAAAAUGCAUGCCCUGAAGUAGUGACAAUGAACACAGAAAUUAAAUUAAUUCAGAAUAUAGUUAGAAUUCAUAAUGCAUAGAUUGUAACAUAUUAAUGGCUUCUUGAAACAAUAUAUAUAUAUAUUUAAAUAAAUAUUCUGUAAUAUUACAUAUUGUUAAGGCAGAAAUUCUUCCCCGGGGAUUAUUCAAAGCUGCAGACCGUCCUUGGAACUCCAACCAGCACAAACACACCUACGAGCAGCUCAGGAGAAAUGACUGACACACAACACAGUCUCAAAUCAUAUCUCGAAAUGUAUUGGCUUCAGUCAGGGUUUAUAUAAAAAACAGAAGACGAUUACUUAGCACUACGUCAUAUUAUUUACAGAAAAAUUAGUUCAUGGUCACAAGAUAGACUGAAAAUAUAAACAAUAGGUAACUGAAUCCCAAGGAAUAAAAAAUGUAAUGAAACAAAAAUCAAUAAUAAUGGGCUGCUUCACAACAAAUCUG